This is a messenger RNA of Aureobasidium namibiae CBS 147.97, 1245 nucleotides long. RefSeq names its product D-galacturonic acid reductase-like protein. The transcript has 4 exons. Lineage: Eukaryota; Fungi; Ascomycota; Dothideomycetes; Dothideales; Saccotheciaceae. Gene Ontology annotation, biological process: NADPH regeneration. Gene Ontology annotation, molecular function: oxidoreductase activity; nucleotide binding. The coding region runs from base 1 to 1245 and encodes 414 amino acids. Gene Ontology annotation, cellular component: cytoplasm. The record is from RefSeq and is a predicted model, not a curated record.
AUGGCCCCUCUUAAUGUUUGUAUGGUCGGUACCGGCGAGUACACGACAGGUUUUGUUGGCGGUGGUGCCUCAGGCUCUGACAAGAAGGUUGGUGUCGUCGGCCUCACCCUCUUCGACCUGAGACGACGCGGCAAGGUGGGCAACCUGAGCAUGGUAGGAACUUCGGGAAACAAGUUCCCUGCGAUCCGCGAGCACUUGAACAAGAACAUCUCCCAAGUCUACAACGGCCUCGACACAUCUUUCGAGUCGUACCCAGCCAAUGACCAACGUGAUCCCGAAGCCUACAAGAAGGCCAUUGACGCUCUCUCGCCGGGCGAUGCUAUUACCAUCUUCACUCCUGAUCCGACGCAUUUUCCCAUCGCCAUGUACGCCAUCGAGAGAGGCAUCCAUGUCAUGAUCACCAAGCCUGCCGUCAAAUUGCUGUCAGAGCACCAACAGCUACUCGAGGCUAGCAAAAAGAACAAUGUUUUUGUCUACAUUGAGCACCACAAGCGAUUUGAUCCUGCCUACGCAGAUGCUCGCCAUCGCGCCCUCAAGUCUCUGGGUGAAUUCAACUACUUUUACAGUUACAUGUCACAACCAAAGUCACAACUCGAGACUUUCAAGGCUUGGGCUGGCAAGGAGUCGGACAUUUCAUAUUACCUCAACUCUCACCACAUUGACGUCAACGAGAGCAUGGUCCCUGAUUACAAGCCUGUCAAAGUGACAGGCAGCGCUAGCAAGGGCAUUGCUACUGAUCUGGGGUGUGUUGAGGAGACCGAGGACACAAUCACUCUCCUCGUGGACUGGGAGAAGAAGGAUGGCAGUGGAAGACGUGCUACCAGUGUUUACACAGCAAGUUGGACCGCACCACAGAAGGCAGGUGUCCACAGCAACCAAUACUUCCACUACAUGGCCAGCAAGGGUGAAGUUCGCGUCAACCAAGCCAAGAGAGGAUACGACGUCACCGAGGACGAGUCAGGUCUGACCUGGUACAACCCCUUCUACAUGAAGUAUGCUCCUGACGAGUCGGGCGACUUUGCUGGUCAAGGAGGUUAUGGUUACGUUUCUUUCGAGAAGUUCGUCGAUGCCAUCAACGCACUCAAAGACGGAAAGGCUUCUCUAGAUGAUCUUGACAAGCGUGGUUUGCCAACCCUGAAGAACACCAUUGCAACUGGUGCUAUCCUCGAGGCUGGAAGAAGGAGUUUGGACGAGAACAGAGCCAUCGAGAUUGCGGAGAAAGAUGGCCAAUGGGAACUCAAGUAG